GGCCUAGAAUCCCAUAUCAUGUUCCAUCCGGCCCUUCCAUACCUGCAACUUAGGUGUGUUUCAGCUCGACAACAACGAGCGAGGCGCAAAGCUUUGCCGGAUGGGUAGCGAGGAUCAGUGGUCGGAGCAGGAUCUUAUGCGCCAAUUCUCACCAUGGUUCUCAAUAUCUGUGUGCUCGCCAGUCAUGGUAGAGGUUCAAGCUUCCGGAGACUGCGCACUAUAUAUCCGCAUGGUCAGGGAUCCCAGGGCCAGAUGGCUCUUCGAGGGUGCAAUUUUCGCGAGAGUUGCCAGUUGACAGCACCACCACCACCAUGAAGGUCGCCCCAGUCAGGGUACUUCUGCUCAGCCUAGUUUUCGCAAUAUUGAGCAAUGCUGCAUUAGUCUCCAGGCAGAUCCCUUUGGGAGCCAACGAGUACUUCUUGCCACCGGAGGCGGCGUUCUCGUUGGCGCCAUGGACUUCAGAUCUGGUCAAUUCCACUGACGAAUUUGUGCCUCUGACUGUUGUCAGCUUCAGUGCGACACGGGCGACAGAAGUCAAUUUGAGAGCUGCUUUCGAGAGUUUCAACCAGACCGACGAUGUGUGGAACUCGGACUUUACGCAGCGUAUGUUCCUUUGGCACCCGUCUAUAGAGGAAGGACUAAAAUGGCGAACCAGAUUUGUUGAUUUUCCCUGGCAAUGAUGCUAUUCAGCUACCCGACUGCCCUGCUAUGCAGAGCGCCUUACUACCCGAGUACAGCGUGGACAGCAUAUUGACUGGUCAUUCGACAACCCCCAAUAUCACACAGCCACCCCAAGGUCCAUACUUCCUCAAUGUACCCACUCGCAAAGUGUACAGGGCGUACAAGCUCGUUUCCGAUACCAAUCAGGCUUUCAUACAGUCAUCAUAUCAAGACGAUAAUGAUGUCCAUCACACCUUGGCAGCUGGAAUUACGUCAGCAGCAGGACUCACAAUUGCCUUGCCAUCUCGGCUGUGGUACACUCAGACGCCCGACAAGCCAUUGGCUGGCCUCCGUCUUGCUGUCAAAGAUCUGUACCAUUUGAACGGCAUGAAGACGAGUUUUGGCAAUCGGGCCAUGUUUGAGAUGAGCGAACCCGAGAACACUACAGCGGUCGCCGUGCAGAAGCUGAUCGAUGCCGGCGCCGUGGUUGUCGGGAAGAACAAACUCUCCGAGUUUGCCUAUGCUGGUUCGUAUGUUGUCGAUCACAUCGACUAUUUAUUACCAUUCAAUCCUCGAGGCGACGGCUCCAAUAGCCCCGGCGACAGCUCCGGCGGCUCGGGUUCGGCAGUGGCCAGCUACGACUGGUUAGAUGCCAGCAUGGGUAGUGAUACUGGAGGCAGCAUCCGCGGACCUGCUCUGGUGAACGGGGUCAUGGGAAAUCGUCCUUCAACGGGUGCGGUCGACCUCUCUGGUGCUCUUCCCUUGUCCAAGGCCAUGGAUACCAGUGGCCUCCUUGUCAGAGAUCCCAUGCUUUGGUCGCGGAUGAACAAGGUUCUCUACUCCGGAUUCGGAAAGGAAUAUCCCUCGUUACCAAAGAAGGUCUAUGUCGAUCCUUCUCUGAUCAGCGACGACCCGAGUUACACGACAUGGUGGCAACAAGACGUGCAGCCGGUGAUCAAAGCUAUCUCUGCAUUCCUAGGGACCAAUGUCAGCAGCGUUUCCAUCGACCAAAUAUGGAACAGCACCAACCAUCCAGGCAAACUUAACCGCACCGAGAUCGCAAACGUCGUGAACGUAGUGUACGGCAACGUCAAUGCGUACGAACAGUGGACCAUGUUCGGCCGUGACUACGUAAAUGCAUGGAUGGAAACACACGAUGGAGAGUUCCCGCACAUGUCACCUUCAACACGGCGAGGAUGGCUGGCAGCGAAUACCUCAAUCACCGCAGACAUGCACCAAAACUACCUCGACGAUAUGCAGAUCGUUCGACAAUGGGUUGCCGACAAGUUCCUAAAGCCGGACAAUGACUCCUGCUCCGACGCAAUCUAUCUAUAUUUCGAACCACCCUUUAAGCAAUACAAGCUCGACGUCUCAGCUGCUACUGAGGACCCCUAUAUCGAGCAAUUGGUAGAGCAAGCCACACGGCUGACGAUCCAAGUCGCCGAGUUGAAUGCAACACUUUUAUGCGACACCACAAGCGCUUCCAGUAACACCACCGCUUCCACGGCCUGUCGAGAAGCGCAGGAAAAUUUCGAGGCGCUGGCUAGUGGAGCAUCAGACCCUGUUACUGUUUCGCCAGGUCGUCUGGCAUCUGUAGCUGGCCUUCCUGACUUUGCUAUAGCAAUGGGUGCCUCGCCGGUAUUCUCGAAUUCGACCUUGAAAGAGGAGAUGGUGCCUUGGGGUAUGGACAUUAUGGCGGCGCGAGGAUGUGAUUUUAUGAUUCAGGACCUGAUCUCGGCGUUGGCGCAACAAGGCAUCGUCAAAACUGUCAAGGCUGGAGCCCAGGCCUUUUAGGGGUUGAAAUAAUACCUUUGACAUCUUUAGUCCGUUCCUCUGUUUGUCACCUCUGUUGUGGCUGUCGAGGUACCAUACAUUGUGCGCGUUCAUUCUAUAUCUGUGACUUAUAUCAACCAAAAAGAAUGAAACCUUGGCUACUUGGUAGCCUCAUUAUGAUUUGAUAA
Exophiala xenobiotica is the source of this 2621-nucleotide messenger RNA. RefSeq lists its product as hypothetical. The transcript is spliced from 2 exons. The record is from RefSeq and is a predicted model, not a curated record. Lineage: Eukaryota; Fungi; Ascomycota; Eurotiomycetes; Chaetothyriales; Herpotrichiellaceae. Bases 709 to 2454 code for a protein of 581 amino acids.